ACCCAUGAACUGCGAGAUCAUGACCUGAGCCGAAGUCAGAUGCUUCACUGACUGAACUACCCAGGCGCCCCUUCCUGAGAUGUAUUUAAUUGCAGAUCCUUUCAUUCCUUAAGGUACCACCAUCGUUACAAUACACAGGUCAAAGAAAAUAUCAUUCCUAAGCAAUAUUAAAUACAUGCUACUUUUUCACAGAAAUAAGAUGGGUGUAAGGACAAAUGGGAACUGAAACCUCUUAGCAUUCUCGUGUGAGUGCUUGGCAUGAGUAUUGAAUACAAAUAGAAAGGAACCAAUUGCUAGAAAGGAACCAACGUGAUAUUUUUACACCUACUGCAAAUAAUAUCUGAAGUUCUCCAGUCAUAAUUUGUGAUUAUUUUGAUUAGGAAAAACCAAAAAUAAUAAAGAAGUAACAUAAAAUUAUAGAAUCUUAUCAUCCAGAAUGGCUGUUAAAAUGACAUUUUGGUAGAUUUUAUUGAAGUGAGUUUUUUUCCUACCCUUAUAUCUUUCUCGUUCCUUUUUUCUCUUUUUUCUUCCUUUCCUAAUACAUUGGAAUAAUGCCAUAAAUACCAUUUCGUACUUUGCUUUGCUUAUGUAACAUUCUACAAGAGCAUUUUUCCUGUCCUUUAUCUAAAACAUAAUUUUAAUGUAUAUUAAAUAGCCCACCAUGUGCAUGAGCUAUACUUUCUCUAGUUAGCCAAUCUGUUGUUGGACAUUUAGACUAUUUCCAGUUUUUUAACAUACUAAAGAACUCAUUGGUGCAUAUUUUUAUAUCUGUAACCCCAACACUUCAUCUGUCAUUAUAUUAGCAUAGGUUACUAGGGGUGGGAUUAUGUAAAAAGUAGAUAGAUAUAUUUUCCAGUUUUAUUAUAAAAUUAUAUAUUAUUAUAAAAAUAGUAAUUUCCCAUAGUCAAUGUAUUAUGGGAUGGGUCUGGAAUCUGAAUUUUUUAUUUUUCUGGGACUCUCUUUCUACAAAGCCCUUCUGGCUCUGACCAGUCUUUUGCUCUGACUCUAUCCUAUGAAUUUCUCCCUCUUACCUUAAAGAACGUCUUCUACACCUUAUUCACUAUUCCAGGGCUCAACAAACUAUAUUCCACCCACCACUUGUUUUUAUCAAGUUUUAUUGGAACAAAGCUCUAGUGGACAGGCUCCCAGUGACCCCUGCCUUUUGGUAUUCACAUUUCACUAUAAUCCUCUGUCCUUGAGUGUGAACACCACCUGUUACAGGCUCCUAACCACUCAAAUAUGGCACAGAAAUGGUAUGUCACCCCCAGGAUGGUUAUGUUAUAUAAAAUUCUGUCAUGCUACCAAACUCACUGUAGAGAUUUUCUCCCUUCUCGGCUUUGAAGAAACAAGCUGCCAUGUUGUGACAGGGGCUGUCGACACAGCCACGUGGCAGGGAACUGUGGGUGACCUCUAGGAGCUGACCAGUAGCCAAUAAGAAGUCGAGGCCCAAGGCCCUCAGCCCUACAGCUGCAAGACAACCUGAGUGCACUAGGAAGUGGAUUCUAACCCAGUCAAGCCUGUGGAUGAGAACACAGUCCUAACUGACCGUGGUUGCAGCCUUGUGAGAGUCUACACGAAGGACCCAGAGUCCUGACCCAUGGUAAUUGUGAGGACUACCUUUAUGGGGGAGGAGAGCCAGAUGGCAGGAGGUUUCUCUCCUAGACCAAUCAGCAUGUCCACAGGUUUUGCCCCCUCCAGCCACAGCUUGCUUCCAGCUCUCUCCCUACCUGAAUCAACAGCAGUGCCAGGACGAGCAGGGUGGAGGCUGCAGAUGCCCAGGAACUUACCCUUCAUACAGAGUGAGACUCUUCUGACCUCCAAGAGCUGUAUCCGCGAUGCCCAGACAGAACCACGGUGUAUUGUGCUGUCUGCCCUCGCGACAUGGACACCAGGUGCGCCAUGCCUCCUUGAAACAUCUGGUCACUGGCUGUGGCUUACCUACCUCUCAGAAGGUUGCUUCCUGCUCUCCCAGGAACUGUGGACCAGCUCUGGCCUGGCCCAUCCCACACACUUCUCUUCCAUCCGACAGACUUCAACUCUACCUUCUUCAACCAGAUCCACGGCAGACCGGAGGAGUUCAGUCUCCACAACGUUUACUGAGGACCUGCUAGGUGCCAGGCCUUGGGGCAGACACAGAAGACAUGAUCCCGGACAAGACAGGCUGGCUCCUCCAGCAGCUUUUGUUCUGAAACAGACUGUUGGAGGGACCGUUCUGGACUGGCUUCAAAGCAGCUCAGCCCAAGAACAAUGUGACAGUGUCUGGCCCCGGGCGUUCUAGAAGCUGCUGUGUGGCAUUCACCCUGGGAUGGCCUGGAGAUGCGGGGAAGUUCUUGCAAGAGGCCCCCACUGGGCAAUGGGAGACAGGAGCCUGGAGGUAAAUGCUCACCCGUUCCAUUCCCUGAGUGGAAAAAUCUGAGCUACAGCCCCUCAGGCUCUUCAGAAGGUCCCUGAGAUUGGUCAUCCAUCACCCAUAACUCAUCCGUCACCCACAGGUCAUGGGUGCUGAACUGCCCAUCUACCAGAGGUCAUCCAUCGCCUUUCCCACUUUUCCUGUUUCACUCCUCAGGUCCUCUCUCUGGAUCUCUGGGAUCACUUCCCAUAUAAACUACCUUCAGGUAGACCUGUGUCUCAGGCACAGCUUUUAGGGGAACUCACAUGAAGCCAGCCAUGUAUAAAGCUUAAAGAGGGAGGAGAAGGGGCGGAACAAUCUUUUCACAGAGUAGGAUUGUAAAACCACCGAGCGCGCUGGGGUCCUAUUUGGGGUGUGCAGUAAUGUGUUGAAAGUAAACCCUCCAGCCACUUUAUAUCUUCUGUCACAACUUCGAGCCUCUCAGCUGUGGUCACAAACUCUACGGGUAGGGAUUUAAUCUUGAAUGGGCUUUUGCCAGAUGAAUUCGAUGAAAAGAAAAAGCCAUGGAAAUGAGAGAAUACACAAAGCAGUCACUAUAAUGAUACAUCAUGGAAUUAAGCAGAACAAGGAGGCAAGUGAGGAUAUGAGGAGAUAUAUAUACCUAUCACAUAUGUUAAUAUCUCCUUAUAUAUACAAUCCCAAUAUAUAUAAAUAAUCUUUGCAUUUAUACGGACAUAUAUGUUAUCUUUGCAUAUACAGUAAAACCUUGGAUUGUGAGUAACUUGGUAACUUGUUCUGCAGGUGUUCCACAAGACGAGCAGACACUUCUAAUAAAUUUUAACUUGAUAAGCGAGCGACGUCUUGCAAUAAGAGUAGUACAUGACACCAAAUGUCACAUGAUCACAACUGAGCUAAUGGUUCUUGAAAUUCUCUUUGAUAUAUGAGUGCUUUGGAUUACAAGCAUGUCUCUGGAAUGAAUUAUGCUUGCAAACCAAAGUUUCACUGUAUUUUUUAUCUUUAUAAAGAAAGAUACAAAGGUGGUAAAGUCAUGGAUUGAGACCAGAGAGAACUGAUACUGGGGUUUAGAACAUAAGCAUGAGAGUGUGGCUGGGGCGCCGGGGAGUAGAAAUGAAAGAUUGUUGGAGGUGAGGAGGUCAUAGAAUGCAGGGAGCAAGGUGUGGAAUGGAUCACUAUUCUUCAAGGUUGUUAAGUCACCAAGAAUGGUGUCAGGAAUAAACAUGGAGAGUCAUUAAUGAAUGAAGGAGAGUAAGUUGGUAGAUAACAGUGGCAGGUAGUAAAGUGUGCCCUGAAUUUUGAAGGAUGGGAGUUUUGAAGGAGGAGUGAAGAGAACUGAAUUACAGGUACAAUGGGAGAGCUAUUCCACCCUUGAGCCUUGAUGAAGCCCAAAUAACCUCCACUUGAGGGUCUGCGGAUGAGGUGGCGUUUGCAGAGCACAGCCAACUUUCCAUUAGGGCAAGAUAGGAAGACACCUUACAACAAAAGACACAGGGCACAGAUAGAGGCAUUUGCUGCUGAUGACAGAUCCUGUGUGUCAGGAUGAAUAGUACAUAAAAGUUGGGAAUGUGGACAAGGAGUAAGAAACAGAGACAACACUUGCCUUGUAGGAUUAUUGUCAAUUGGAGAGAUAAGUUUAUAUA
Messenger RNA from Herpailurus yagouaroundi (jaguarundi), 4008 nucleotides. RefSeq lists its product as uncharacterized. The record is from RefSeq and is a predicted model, not a curated record. The coding region runs from base 1598 to 2278 and encodes 226 amino acids. The transcript has 5 exons. Lineage: Eukaryota; Metazoa; Chordata; Mammalia; Carnivora; Felidae.